AUGCUCCUCUGCAAGAUGAAUAAAUUAUCUGGUCGCAUCUUAUUACCGUGGAAGCCAAUCCGCGUGUUCCGGCCGAACCCCCAUUGCCACAAGUUCCUUUCGAGCUUCUCUCCCGCACAGGCGUGUAAUUCCAGUCAGGACAAGGGCACUGUCGAAUCUCAAAAAGGGAACUGUGGCUCGGCGACUGCCUCAAUCACAGCGAACAAACAGUCAUUAUCAGCAUGGCAACUCAGCUUUUGGAAAUGCCGUCAUACAUGGAAACGCGCUGGGAUAAACACGUUACGCUGCCUAGUCGGCUGUACGCUAGGUGACUUCUCCGCCCUGUGGAUGCUCCAGACGUUCUAUCCGGGGCUCGGGAUGGGGACUAUCAUGGCCGCAUCUAUGGCGUCCGGAAUCACCACGUCGAUUAUUCUUGAAACAGUCCUGCUCCGGCGUGGAGCUGACCAGCUCUCCUGGCCGGUGGCCCUUCGCACUGCUAUGGGAAUGAGUAUGGUAUCGAUGGUCGCAAUGGAGGCGGCAGAGAAUACUGUAGACUAUCACCUGACUGGCGGUGUUGUGGCUCUGGACGACCCCAGUUUCUGGAUGGCAGCUGCUGUGUCAAUGACGGCUGGCUAUCUGGCUCCGUUGCCGUAUAAUUACCUACGGCUGAAGAAAUAUGGGAAGGCCUGUCAUUGA
Messenger RNA from Aspergillus oryzae RIB40, 675 nucleotides. RefSeq names its product DUF4396 domain-containing protein. The coding region runs from base 1 to 675 and encodes 224 amino acids. The record is from RefSeq and is a predicted model, not a curated record. NCBI's taxonomy places the organism in Eukaryota, Fungi, Ascomycota, Eurotiomycetes, Eurotiales, Aspergillaceae. The transcript is spliced from 2 exons.